AUGGCGGCGCCCACGUAUCAUGAUUUGCUUGAAAAGACUAGAGAACAACCAAUGUUCCAGGACCUGCUAAGAUUUCUGUAUGAGUUUGCCUGGAUACACAACUUUGUGACGACACGUUUUUUUGUAGACGAAGUGUGGCGACAUAUGCCUCAAGAGUGGCGUGAUGUUCUGCUGGCCUUGACUGCGGAGGAGUUGAACCACCUGCCUUUUGAAUUCCAUCAGGAAAGGGCUCACUUCCCUCCUUCACUGAAGAGGUUCCUGCAGAUGUCACACAAACUGUCUCUGAUCAGGGAUCAAGUCAACAUCUUGGGCAAGAAGGCUGUAGACCCAAAUCUGAAACGUGGAAUGUCGCCCAAAAAACUUCAUGAAGUUACUAAUAUGUCUGCUGUUGUCAUGGAAACUGCAUCCAAAGCUGGCUGUGAUGUCAUUGUAGAUAUAGGAUCAGGAUUGGGUUACCUGGGCCAGGUGCUACACAAGUGCUAUGGGUACUCGGUGGUUGGAGUGGAGGGUUGUGACGGACAUGUGGAGCGGGCUGAGAAGAGAGGUGCUAAACAAGAUCUCCAAGAUGGCUGCAUUCACAAUGUCACCUUCAACCUACAGCAGACAGGGGAACAUCUCAACGUGUUUCAUGACAAAGUAUCCAAGGCUCUGAGAAGUCUAAAGCCAUGUGUUCACUCACAGACAGCAGUUCAGAAUCCAUGUCAAGUUGAUUCAAAACUGAAAUCUGAAAGGGACACACGAUGCCAGGCUGGUGUUAGUCCUCAAGAUGAGAACCCAAAUUUGGACAAUAAAUAUUCUGGGAUGGAAGUAUGUCAAAGGAUAUAUCGUGGAAGGAAUAUCUGUUUAUGCAAUGAUGUGUCUGAUAACACAGCCAGGACUGUUGUUAAUGCCUCUGGAAUGUGUCCUGGUGGAAAUGAAUCAACUCAAACAUCACCGAACCUGCCUAAAAAUGACAUCCGGCAAGAAUAUCCUGGAGGUGAAGCAGAGACGAGUCAUGUGCCUGUUGCUGCACUUUCAUCUGAAGAGAGACGUGUGUGUAUGAUCGGCCUUCACUGCUGCGGGGACCUAACUCCCACAAUGCUUUGGUACUUCCUGCACAUGUCCAGUGUCCGGGCACUGUGUCUUGUGAGCUGCUGUUACCACAAGAUGUCCUUUGAUGAAGAUACCAGCCAGUUCAACAGCUUUCCUCUGAGUGAGAAUUGUCGGGAAGCCUACGCUGACAUGAAACGCCAACACCCUGGCUGGAGCCUUCACCCUGUCAGCUUGAGACUAGCAGCCCAGGAAACUAGGUCUCGAUGGAAGGCUCAGACGGAGACAGACCACGACACCCAUGUUAGACAUGUUGCUUAUAGAGGGAUACUAGAGGCAUUCUUUAUGGAAGGUUUGUCAGCACCAACCUGUGCCUGUGGGUUUCAUCAAAGUGGUAAGGUCUAAGACAUGCAUCAUUCAGAUUUCCUCCCACGUGAAGCUGACACAAGGUGAUAUGAAUCAAAUACGAAGGGGUAUCUAAAACUUUUGCCUCUGUGAGGAUGCUGAUUUAGCAGCCUAUGCUGGUCGUAAGAGGCAGCUAAAUGCAUCUGGUGAUCAGCCUUGGUAUCUUGGUUGAUGACAGGUCAUCGUACCCCGGGUGUGGGUGUGUAGAUGUUCAUCAAGGAUUGUUUCCGUACACCCAUAGGAGAAUAUAACCAGGCUGUGGAUGGCGUCAAUGUUUUCUUUUCUGGUACUGGUGGUUGAUCAUCUUCCAAACUCUCUCUCCAAUUAGUGUCCAAAAUAAUUGCCUGCCCACCUGCCCGUGGCUGACAACAUUUCUGUUGGGCUGCAUGAAGUUUUCCUCCACCUGCCUGACUGUCUUGCCGAUAAUUUUAAGACUACUUAUGUAUUUGGUUUUAUUAUCACUCCUUGUAGAUUCUGGAGUAAUUGUUUGCAUUAUUUCAACUGAAUCAAGAUGUGAUUUGUCUUAUUUUUUAAAGAUUUUUCAAUAUUUAUAAUGUGUAAAUGUGGGCAGGCAACUUUGAAGAUUGGCAGGCAACAUUUAUGGGUCACCUGCCCAACUGUCUUUUGGGGUUUAAUAAUGAUUUCAAACACUGCUCCCAUGCUGAAAUUCCUUCACCCAAUGCUUUAUUGUUGCAUUUGAAACUGCAUGCAAGCGUUCAUAAAUAUUUUUGAGUGAUUGAACUUCUAGGGUAUUUGAUGACUGUAAUCAAUUAUUGAUGAAGUUAUCAACAAGUCAUUGGACUGCAGCAUGCCAGAUUGUGACAUAUGGAUCAAUGAACACAGAUCAAUAUUAUUAUGUGUCACACGUGAUCUAACAUUUACCUACACAAGCCAGUGUCCAAUUGUUCCUUGUACAGUUAAUCCUAACUCACUCACUCACUAACUCU
Messenger RNA from Haliotis rufescens (red abalone), 2381 nucleotides. Its product is annotated as methyltransferase-like protein 25B. The record is from RefSeq and is a predicted model, not a curated record. The transcript is spliced from 9 exons. The coding region runs from base 1 to 1434 and encodes 477 amino acids. Lineage: Eukaryota; Metazoa; Mollusca; Gastropoda; Lepetellida; Haliotidae.